UACGCUUAUUUAAAUGUACCGGAAGUUCAACUUAUAACCCGGAAGUAGUAAUUGAAAAGACUCGACUACAACUGGAGGCAAAACAUCAAUGGGAGUCACUUGUGUGUGUCAGGUGCCUGUGGCGGAGGGGAAGAGUGUGCAGCAGACAGUGGACAUCCUGCACAAGAAACUGGAUCAGCUGGGUGCAGUGAAGCAGGGCAGCUUCUGUGUGGACUGUGAGACCUACCAUGCCACAGGAAAUGUCAGCGGUCAACCCACCAAGCUCUUAUACGUGAUGCACAACACUGAAACUCCCCUGAGCUGCUUGGCUCUGUUUGAAGGUGGACCCUGCGUCGUGGCGGAUGCAAACUUUGAUGUCCUCAUGGUGAAACUAAAAAGCCACUUCCAGAAUGCCAAGGGGCACAAGGUGGAGUGUCGUGGUUCGAGAUACCGCUACUGUGACUUUUUGAUAAAAGUUGGUACCGUGACAAUGAGCUCCAGUGCCAGAGGAAUAUCAGUAGAGGUGGAGUACUGUCCCUGUGUGAUUCCAGGGGACUGCUGGAAUCUCAUUAAGGAGUUCAUGCAGUCCUUUCUUGGUCCCAGCGUCCCUGAACUGCCGUCUGUGUUUGUCGCCAAGCCUGAAGGCCUCUUCGCACCAUCUGACAGCGUCGACACCAUGACUCAAUACCUGGAGUUGUUUAACAAACUUCGUAAAAUGCAAAUGCCAGGAAGUAAUGUGCGUUGAACUGUCACAUGUUCAUAGAGAGAGAUCUAAUUUUUUUAAUCUUUGUAUUAAUGUUGCUUUGAUUCUGGUCCUAUGGAUAUGAAUGAUAUCUAGGUAUUUUUGAAAGCCUAGGAUUUUUUAUUUCUAGAGCCUCAAUUGUGUUACACCCCCAUUUGAUAAAAACAUUUUGUAUUAAAGAGACCAAGUGGAGAAAAGUA
Messenger RNA from Hippoglossus stenolepis (Pacific halibut), 921 nucleotides. It is a transcript of the gene med20, whose product is annotated as mediator complex subunit 20. Bases 89 to 724 code for a protein of 211 amino acids. Lineage: Eukaryota; Metazoa; Chordata; Actinopteri; Pleuronectiformes; Pleuronectidae. Gene Ontology annotation, cellular component: mediator complex. The transcript is spliced from 4 exons. The record is from RefSeq and is a predicted model, not a curated record. Gene Ontology annotation, biological process: regulation of transcription by RNA polymerase II. Gene Ontology annotation, molecular function: transcription coactivator activity.